GCUUAAAAUUCUAUCUGGAAUCUGAUCCUUCUCUCUAGUCGAUUGGGACUCUUUUCUGGCUGAAUAAGCGAUUAAAGACUAUUUUAAUACAACAUGCCAAAAUGGAUUAGAGCACCUAAGAGCAAUGGGGACAUUACACUAAUGGAAAAUUCUAGAAGCAAAUCUGACUCUACUGAGCCUGAUGAACAAUAUGAAAAGAUACACGAUGGAAUAGUGUGUAAGGAACGCAUUACAGAACUUCAAAAAAAGCAACAUUUGAUCAGGACUGGCAUAAUUGUGCUGUAUUUGUGUGUUCUGUUCAUUCUACUAUUUCUCAUCUAUAUAUCAGUAAAUUCACAUGCAUCUGAAGAACCAACAAAUGGAACUAAACUAAAGCAACAAAUGGAAAAUACCUUUGAACAAGACGAACAAAGAAAUGUAACUCAGUAUAACUUUAUUAAGCUUGAAAAUCACCUGAAGAGCCUACUUGAUAGCUUUAAUCUUACACUUAGCAGUUCUCUGGAAACCAUCAGGGAUGACAUUUGGAAACUGAAUACACACAUCGAACAACUGAAAAUUGACACAGACCUUAAACUGAAUAACACAAUUUCAAGACUCAGCAUCAAAGAUGACGUUAUUAGAAAGGACAUUCCUAACAUCAGGAUACAUUUGGAAAAUAUGUCUAUGGCUAUAAAACUUUUAGAGGUUAAGCAAGAGAAUAUUACACUUAAGGUAAAUAAAGAAUUUGCCACUCUGAACAUUGUCACUGAAGAUCUCAGAUUGAAGGACUGGGAGCAUUCCUUGAAAUUAAACAACAUCACAUUAAUUCAAGGUCCUAUAGGGCCACGAGGAGAGAAAGACAACAAGGGUGACAAAGGUGACGAUGGAUUGAAAGGACAACAAGGUAUUCAAGGCUCAAAGGGAGAAAAGGGAGACCAAGGUGAAAUAAACGACAAAGCAGUAGUUCGACUGAAGGGCGGUCACAACGUAAACAGCGGCAGGGUAGAGGUGUUUUAUGCAGGACAGUGGGGAACCAUCUGUGAUGACAAAUGGGAUAUCAAUGAUGGGAUGGUUAUCUGCAGAAUGCUUGGAUACAAAUCUGCUUUGAAUGUUCAUUUCCGUGCCUUAUUUGGAGAAGGUUCUGGCCCUAUCUGGAUGGAUGAAGUUGCAUGUACUGGAAAAGAAAGCUCAAUUUAUGACUGCUCUUUUUCAGGAUGGGGUAAAACCAACUGUCAGCACAUUGAGGAUGCUGGCGUAACAUGCAGAAAUUAGCGCUAAGUGAAACGCAGUAAGAUUUGAUUGGGGAUACUUGUUAAAUAAUGUAUGUUUAUUAUUUUAUUAAGAUACUUGUAAUUUAUAGUUGAUAGAGUAAAACAUAUAAUAAAUGUUUUGUUCAAAAUUUAAAUUCAUCUUAAAAUAUGCUUUCAGAAUAUUUUCUAUCUUUAAGUUUAUGUGUAAUUCAACAAAGCAUUGACAGGUAUAUAAAGAAAAUCUAUAUAUAUAAUUCACUAAGGGCACGCAAGACAGAGGGCCACACCUGCCAACUCACAGAGCCCCGCCCAC
Molecule: messenger RNA, 1542 nt
Organism: Polypterus senegalus (gray bichir)
Lineage: Eukaryota; Metazoa; Chordata; Cladistia; Polypteriformes; Polypteridae
Product: macrophage scavenger receptor types I and II-like
Exons: 9
Coding region: 94-1251 (385 amino acids)
Cellular component (GO): membrane
Source: RefSeq, a predicted model, not a curated record